Molecule: messenger RNA, 639 nt
Organism: Fonsecaea pedrosoi CBS 271.37
Lineage: Eukaryota; Fungi; Ascomycota; Eurotiomycetes; Chaetothyriales; Herpotrichiellaceae
Exons: 2
Coding region: 1-639 (212 amino acids)
Source: RefSeq, a predicted model, not a curated record
AUGGGAAGGCUAGACGGCAAAGUCAUGAUUGUGACGGGGUCAGGAUCUGGGUUUGGCAGGGGACGGGAGAAAUACCAUGCUGACAAUGCGCCAAUAUCAUGUCUGAAGAUCGUGCAAAAAGCCCUCUCAGAAGGCGCCCUCGUCCUCGGCAUCGACAUCAACCAGCCCGGCAACGACGCGACACUCGACUCCCUCCCCACCACCCUCUCACAGAAUUUUUGCCCAUUUACAGGAAGCGUCUCGCACGAACAGACGUGGCGCGACGCCCUCCAGAUGUCUCGCGAGAAAUUCUCCGCCCUGCCCGACACGGUGGUCAACUGCGCGGGCUACGUGCACCUGGGCGCCGACGCGCACGCCGUGCCCGAGGACGACUUCGACCGCGUCUGGCAGGUCAAUGUGAAGCCGCUGUACCUGACGGUGAAGGUGGUGGUGCCGUGCUGGAUCGCCGGCAAAGUGGCGGGGCAUGUCAUCAACAUUGGGAGUAUUGGGUCGAGGAGGCCGAGGGCCAGCACCAUCUGGUACACGGCGAGUAAAGGCGCUUUGGAUACGGUGCGUGCGUAUCAGUUACUGUCUUUCCUUGUCCGGUCUUUGUCCAGUCCCACGGUUUUCUUUGAAACCCAGGUUGUUUUGGAUGGGUAG